Messenger RNA from Anopheles funestus (African malaria mosquito), 1307 nucleotides. RefSeq names its product cyclin-dependent kinase 7 (gene Cdk7). NCBI's taxonomy places the organism in Eukaryota, Metazoa, Arthropoda, Insecta, Diptera, Culicidae. The transcript has 2 exons. Gene Ontology annotation, cellular component: nucleus; transcription factor TFIIK complex; cytoplasm. Bases 218 to 1246 code for a protein of 342 amino acids. The record is from RefSeq and is a predicted model, not a curated record. Gene Ontology annotation, molecular function: cyclin-dependent protein serine/threonine kinase activity; ATP binding; RNA polymerase II CTD heptapeptide repeat kinase activity. Gene Ontology annotation, biological process: positive regulation of transcription by RNA polymerase II; protein phosphorylation.
GCCUCUGAAACACGACCUCUGUCACGAUUUGGCAGUCAAACGAUAAGUUUUCAAAUCAAACGUCAAAUGCUGACGUUUCUGUUGCUGUCCAACUGUAAACAAUCUCUCACCGGCCCAAGCAAAGGCUCGUGCAAUCUUCACUCCAGCACUUCUUGGCGACCGAUUCUGUGAAUUAUUGUUCGAUUUACCAGUAUUUCUACUCCCGUUUCUUCCAUAAAUGGAGAGCUUUAAUCGCCUGAAUAGAUAUGAAAAGAUUGAUUUCCUGGGCGAAGGACAGUUUGCCACCGUUUACAAAGCGCGGGAUGCAGAGACGAACGAAAUAGUUGCGGUAAAAAAGAUCAAGAUUGGCAACCGAGAGGAAGCCGCCGAUGGUAUCAAUCGGACCGCUUUGAGGGAAAUCAAGCUGCUGCACGAACUGCAACACGACAACAUCAUCGGCUUGUUGGAUGUGUUCGGGCACAAGAGUAAUGUGUCGCUGGUGUUCGAUUUCAUGGACACAGAUCUGGAGAUUAUCAUUAAGGAUCCCAAAAUAAUACUAACCCCGGCCAAUAUCAAGAGUUACAUGAUCCAGACGCUCCGUGGCCUGGAGUACCUGCACAUGCACUGGAUAUUGCAUCGGGAUCUGAAGCCGAAUAAUCUGCUCAUCAGUGGGAGCGGCGUGCUAAAGAUAGGUGAUUUUGGUUUGGCCAAGUUUUUCGGCUCACCCAACCGCAUCAACACGAAUCAAGUCGUCACCCGGUGGUACCGGUGUCCGGAGCUGUUGUUUGGUGCCCGCCAGUAUGGGACGGGGGUGGACAUCUGGGCGGUGGGCUGUAUUUUGGCCGAACUGUUGCUGCGCGUUCCGUUCCUGCCCGGUGAAAGCGAUCUUGAUCAGCUCACACGAAUAUUCCAAGUGUUCGGCACACCUAACGAAACGAACUGGCCCGACGUCAAGUCGUUGCCAGAUUAUGUGCAGUAUAAGUUCUACCCACCCAUUCAACUGCGGGACAUCUUCACAGCAGCAUCGGAAGAUUUACUCGAGCUUGCGAACAAAAUGCUUGCACUGUACCCACUGUACAGAUGUUCCUGUACCGAGGCGCUAAAAAUGGCUUACUUUUCGAACAAACCGGCACCAACGGUCGGUCCCCGGUUACCCAUGCCCGCCAGCUACAAUGCGGCAAGCAGGCAGGAGGAAAAACCAUCACUAAAACGAAAGAUCUUGGACAGUAUUGAUGGUGGAACCGUUCCGAAGCGUUUGCAAUUCUGAUCGAAGCUGGAGAGGCAAAUGGAAAUCUGUGUGCGACAUCGCAAUAAACAGUUGUAAAUAA